AUAUAGUGAUUCGCUCAUAUAGAAGUUCUACUGUCCACCUAUUCGUAUGUACAUUUUUGGCAUUACGUCAAAAUUAUUGUGGCAAGAGUUGGCGAGAUAAUCACACAAUUUUCAAUGGCCGAAACGCUACACUAUCUCAUCCUACGCAAUCCAUCCAGUCAGAUUGUCAUUGCGUCGGCGAACGCCGUCUUGGAGAGCAUCGGACUGGAGAAUUGGAAAAUUCCAGUGGAUGAUUCCAUCGUGUCACUGCCUCCUUCGGCGCAAUCGUAUGUGCAUUCGCAUAGCUCACUGUACUGCCUCGCCGGAUGUCACUACCAUUUUAUGCGGCUAGCCGGGAUCGGCGGCGCAUCGGCCAUUUUUAUGAGUGCCUACUGCAAGUAUGUGCUGCGGGACAUCGAGAGCAUCAGGGAGCAACUGGACUCGCAGGCAUUCGCCGAUGUGGCCAAUCGCAUCCACUUUCUGCACUCCUUUGCCCUGAUGGCCAUGCCCCUGGCCCAUUAUCCAUUCCUUACAGGCACGCUGAUGAUCACCGGGACCCUCGCCUUCAGCGGCUCCAUGUACUAUCGCGCCCUAACGGGUGAGAAAUGGAUGCAGCCGUAUGCCACAAUGGGAGGAUUCUGCCUGAUGGCCGCCUGGCUAUCGUUGGUGCUGUAGAAGUCACCUUGUCCAUAUGGAUCUCAUUCCACUUACUUUGCUGGCAUUAGCAUAUAGUAAAUAUAGUCAGUCCUAAAAGUGAAGUCUAGCCGGGCUGGGCAGCCGAUGGAAGACACUUUUAAGAUAUAUGUAUAUUGCUAUGAUCUGUUUUGCCCAAUCUAAAUCAAAUAAACAAUAAACAAUAGACGACAGUACCC
Molecule: messenger RNA, 851 nt
Organism: Drosophila melanogaster (fruit fly)
Lineage: Eukaryota; Metazoa; Arthropoda; Insecta; Diptera; Drosophilidae
Cellular component (GO): membrane
Source: RefSeq, marked reviewed